This is a messenger RNA of Chlorocebus sabaeus (green monkey), 744 nucleotides long. The record is from RefSeq and is a predicted model, not a curated record. Lineage: Eukaryota; Metazoa; Chordata; Mammalia; Primates; Cercopithecidae.
AUGGGGGUCCCGCAAAGAGGGCGCCCCUUUCCCACCCCUGGUCCCAGCGAGAGGCGUGCCUGCCCUGCCCCACCCUCCAGCAGUCCUGAGAGAAGUCAGCAGUUCCUCAGCCCUCAGGCUUCCAAGGAACAGAGAACGGUGGAGAAGCCUGCAGGCAGAAAAAAGAAGACUCCGACCUCGAGGGAGAAAGCCGAUGCGCAGAAGAGCAUGCUCAGACAGAAAGCAUCCGGGGACAGAAAGCCACCUGAGAUGCCCACUGUGCCCAGGAAGCCCCGCACAGAGCCCCGCCUGAGUCCUGAAGAAGAGCGCAUCUUUGAUGCCUUCCACGCUUCAUUUAAAAAUGCCUUUGAGGGGGUUCCCUUGUUCAUUCCUUUUCAGAGGAAAAAACCUUAUGAGUGCAGUGAAUGCAGGCAGAUCUUUAAGCACAAGAAAGACCACAUUCGCCAUCAGAGGGUCCACACCAGAAAGAAGCCCUUCAAGUGUGAGCAGUGUGGGAAGGCCUUUUGGCACAGCUCCGGCGUCACCAAACACCAGAGGACUCACACUGUUGGCCUUCAUCAGACGUGUUGCCUGGCGGGUGUUCUGCUCUUGGGACCGCACUGGAGGGGCCACCCCAGGUGCAAGUGGGCAGGUGAACCACCAGAGGGGAGCCGUGGCACUUAUGGCCUCCUGACAGUCCUGCCACCACAGUCACUGCUGGAAGCAUGGCCUUCGUGGCUUCUCAGUGGACCUUGGUCCCGAUGA